Messenger RNA from Glossina fuscipes, 4263 nucleotides. Its product is annotated as organic cation transporter protein. The transcript has 9 exons. Gene Ontology annotation, molecular function: transmembrane transporter activity. The record is from RefSeq and is a predicted model, not a curated record. Gene Ontology annotation, biological process: transmembrane transport. Gene Ontology annotation, cellular component: membrane. Bases 1973 to 4045 code for a protein of 690 amino acids. NCBI's taxonomy places the organism in Eukaryota, Metazoa, Arthropoda, Insecta, Diptera, Glossinidae.
AUGCAGAGACAUUAUAAUCACUUUAUCUGGUGUUUUUUGAGACUCAAAAAACUUUUUUCAUAACAACUAUAAUAUUGAAGAAUUUUAACGUAACCAUUGCUCCAGAAUAUCAAAUUUGAUACAAAGGCACAAGAAAUCACACUUUCUUCUUUUCUUGCUCCAGAACUUCUGAAACAUGUGUCAAUUUACAUGUGUCCACAGUGGUAAUCAGAAAGAAUUAUUGAUAAGGAAGAAAGAAGAAAGGGAAUAGCAUUUUUGCAUAUUCGAUGUAAAGUGCACAACUUAACAUCACAAAAAAAAAUAACGCCACCUCCUGGAAAAAACGAUAAGGAUUUACUUCUGCUACUGCUAUAUUAAGCCAAGUUUAACAACUCGAAUGGCGGGAGUGGUUAGGUAGUUAUUUGUCUUUCCAAGGGAAUCAAAACGACUAAUAUAUCAUUCUUAUAUCCCGCAUUGUUUGUGGAACUAGUGUAUAUUAAGGUUGUGCAGGUGUAUGCAACACCCAGAAGGACUUGAGAUAGAUCCUCUUUUUAUUAUGUCAAUCGAUUCAAAAACACUAUCUCUUUUCAAAUCAGUUUCUCCAUCAAAAUCAGUUUCUGAGCUUGUCUAACCAUUUGUCUGUGUUUCCUGCGUGAGUUCAACCUAUAGAUCGGAAUUUUUUGGAGAUAUUUUGAUGAGGUCUGGUACACUGAUGUGUUUUAUUUUUGAAUACGUCCCAUAUAACGCUUUCUUAUGAAAAGUCCUUGUCUGAGUAAGCGUGGGAUGUGGUGUAGAGUAUUUAAUGGAAGGCCGUGACCCACUAUAAAGUGUUUUUACGUGUUUUGUUUGUGUUUAAAUUGGUAUGUAGCAUACCACUAGCUAAGAUAGAAGCAUAUAGGGUGAUUACGUAAAAUAACUCUAAAGCUAAUAUUGGCAGAUCUGAAACUUUUCACUGGAGAGAUGCGAGAAUAUUUCCUAAAUAUUUUCAGAAACUGCUUCAUUUAUCAUUUUUGCUAUCCUAGCUGUCAUUCAUGGCUGAUAGGGUGGACCGUAGAAUACCAAAACUACUGCGAAUGACUUUUAAAUCAAAUUUUAAAUGUUUUUUACUGUUAUGGCAGACUUCUCAAUCUAUCUAGAGUUAGUUAGUUAAGUUUUUCUCAUUUUCGCAAUCCGUUAACGUUUGAAAGGUCUUUAGUUCGAUUAAGAAGAGGGAAUAUUAUGAUAUUAAACUAUAAAUAUCAGCGUUGCCAUGCAUCUACAAUAAACGAACCAUUGAGUGAACUCAGUUAGUGACGAAAUAUGAAGAACAUGCGAGAGUUUCUGUCGCAAGUGGUAUAAUAAAUGUAAUGCAUUUUGAGCACAGAUGCUUAGAAAGUUAAGAAGAAAAACUUCAUAAAUAAAUAUUGAUUAUAAAAUAAAGCAAAAAAUAAAUAUAAAAAAAUAAGUUUGGAAUUUUCGUAAAAAAAGUUAACCGAUUCGAUUUUUUCUACUAAUAACGCAUUGUUAUCUGUUAAUUAGCACCGCAGCCAUGACUAUUGAAAGGUUUUAAUUAACAAAAUAAUACUAAGUUGUUCAAUAUGUAAACAUGUACGAGGAGAAGUGCACGCGGGCACCUUCGUUCACUCGAAUUCAUGAACGAGGAGAAUAUAUGUUUGUGCGAUUUGUCUGUAACGUUUCUGUAUGUGAUAAGAAAUAAUUUACAAAUAUAUAUAUAUAUAUAUAAAUGAGUAUAUAACGUCGGUGUGGCGUCAGUGAUAAGAAAUUGCAAAAAAAAAAAAGAAAAAAAGAAAGAAAGAGAGAAAGAAAAACAAAAAUAAAAGUAAAAAGCAACAACAAAACACAAAAUAAAUGAAAAAGUGUUAUCGCUUAGAGUAAGUUUAGUGUAAAGUGGUUUCAAUUUUUAUUCAAAUAAUUUCAUUGAAUAGAAAAUGAACAAUUUUAUGAUACGUCGUCGUUACUGAUUGAUUAUGGACAGCGUAAUAAAUUAAGCGAAAUGUCUAAAGGAAACGAUUAUUUUCCUGAAGACAUUCAUUCGACAGACGAGUGCGAAGAGCUUCUGGAAUACGCAAAAAAUUUACAAUUAUUUCAAGUAAAGGAAAGUCCACGAACAGAUGAAAAUGAUCAAGCACAAAAAAAAAAAGAAAAAUUGUGCAAAAUGCACAGUAGUACACAACCGUCCCCAGAAUAUGAAGAGAAAUCGACAAAACAUAUACCAGAGAAUCAAAGUCAAGAGGAAAAAUUGCAAGCAAAAGUCUUAACAACAUAUGCCACUACUACAACCACUACUAUUACAACAGCAACAGCAAUAACAACAACAAAUGGACAAAGAGGCUCCAUUGAUAGCACUGCCAUAAUAAGCCAUCAACGACAUUUGGGUUCACGAGAUUCGAAUGGUGGUCCACCAAUCGAUACUCCAUACAUACAAACCACCGCCACAGCGAACUCUAAUGCGAAUAUGACAAAUCCAAGUGACGACGAUGGCAAUGAUGAUGAGACUGAUGUUAUUGGGGUUCUAAUAGGUCACUUUGGAAAAUGGCAAUUUUUGAUGACAAUGUUAUUGUCACUCUUUCAAGUGCCCAACACAUUUCACAUAUCAUCGUCCGUUUAUCAGGCGGCUAAUAAAGAGUUCUGGUGUAGGCGACCCUUGCAUCUACAACAUUUGCUAGUUGAUGUUUGGCGUAAUCUAAGCAAUUCACACGACAACUGCUUUCAAAAUCAACUCGAUUGGAACGGCAUUACCAAUGACACAAUAGAACAGCUACAACAGCAUCCACAACAGCCACCGCCUGCGCUUAAGGUAUUGUGGCAGCUGAACAAUACACGUAUUGCGUGCACUGCCUGGGAAUAUGAAAGCAAUGAUAAUGUGGGGAACAGUUGGACUUCACAGUGGGAUUUGGUGUGCGAUAAGGAAUAUUUGAAAAACGUUGCUGAAAUGUUCUUUCUUUUGGGUGUUGCAACAGGUGGCAUUAUAUCCGGUUAUCUAUCCGACAAAUUUGGUCGUAAAACUAUGCUUUUUAUAUCAGCCGUUUUGCAGACAAUAUUUGGUUUAGCCCUUUACUUUGCCUAUUCGUUUGAAAUGUAUAUAACUCUAAGGGCUUUGUUGGGCCUAGUCUCAGUAUCGGUCACAUAUUCAGGCCUAAUACUAGCCAUUGAAUAUGUGGACGGAAAAUGGCGUACCAUAGCCGGCAUGUACAAUUUAUUUCCACUGCCAAUAUCGUACAUGCUGAUAUCCGGUAUAGCUUAUUUAACACAAGAUUAUCAACGUCUCCAGUUAUGCAUUGGUAUACCGGGAAUCUUUUUAUGCUUUUUAUGGUUUGUCGUGCCAGAGUCGCCUCGUUGGCUUUUAGUGAAGGGUCGUAUAGAUGAAGUGAAACGUAUCGUGGAGGCGGCUGCUGCUUUUAAUAAACGUGAUUUGCCAACCAAUUAUGAAACGAUGCUGCAGCCACCUACGCAGGAAGUCUCUUCCCAGGACUUUAUGUGUCUCUUUCGUUCAUCGUAUUUGCGUCGCAUAACCAUUUGCUUUCUCUGCAUAUGGUUCACUAUGAAUCUGGCUUAUUACGGAUUCAUACUGAAUAUGAGCACAUUUGGCGGAAAUGUCUAUUUGAAUUCGGCUUUAGCUGGUCUAGUCGAAAUACCUGCCAUAGCCAUAGCCAUGUACAUUAUAUCGAAAGUUGGCAAAAAAUGGUUAUUUAGCGCCACUUUAGUAUGCGCCGGUAUUGCUUGUUGUUGCGCUGCAAUUACAGAAGGUCAAGAAGAUAUUUUAUGGUUGAAAAUCACUUUUAUCAUGAUUGGAAAAUUUACCAUAAGCGCUGGCAAUACCAUUAUGCCUGUUUAUACCGCCGAAUUGUAUCCCACUGCUAUACGUAAUGUCGGUGUGGGUGCGUGUAACGUAGCCGCUGGCUUGGCGUUAAUUCUAACACCGUAUCUAUCUUUAUUGAAUAAAAUUGAAGACCACUUGUUAAUGUCUUUACUGACCGCUUGGUGUUUAUUUGGCGGAUUUGUGGUACUAUUUUUACCUGAAACCAUGAAACGACAUACGAAAACCAAACCCGCCGAAGAAAAGUAAGUUAAGAAAGUAUUCUAUUAAAGUCAUAUCCCAAUUAACUUAAUUAAGCAAAAUGAAAAUUUAUUUAAAAUUUUUCAAAGAAAGAAAAUGAAAUAAAAGAGAAAUUGUUAUAAUGGCUUAGGAGGCAAUUUAUUAGGGGAUUUUGGCUGGUCCAGAAUUUUUUUUUUUUUUUUAAGAUUUUUUAAAGUAUUUUCAAGAAUUCAACGACUUUUCAAAUU